Molecule: messenger RNA, 198 nt
Organism: Hypoxylon fragiforme
Lineage: Eukaryota; Fungi; Ascomycota; Sordariomycetes; Xylariales; Hypoxylaceae
Exons: 2
Coding region: 1-198 (65 amino acids)
Source: RefSeq, a predicted model, not a curated record
AUGUCGUUCAUCAUGACUCACCGAUCCAAUGGCAAAGCCGUCUUCGUCGAUAAGGGCGAUGACGGCGACCACCACAAGAUCAUGGCCAAGGGCAAGGGCUUCGCCAAUAUCAUCUACAGCACUAAGGAGACUCCGGUCAACACCGCUGACGAUGUCGACAUCAAGUUUGCCAAGGCCAACGAGCCAUUUCCCCCCUAA